Messenger RNA from Coccidioides posadasii C735 delta SOWgp, 2085 nucleotides. Lineage: Eukaryota; Fungi; Ascomycota; Eurotiomycetes; Onygenales; Onygenaceae. The record is from RefSeq and is a predicted model, not a curated record.
AUGGAGGAAAGGGACACCCAUGUCUCCGCGAGUGGAAGCAAACUUGAAAUGCAGGUCGAGCCUGAUAUCGCAUCUACUGGAAAUGAAAAGGAAGAGCCGCGUCGUCAACUUCAUGGAUGGAAGUGGGCGAUUGCGUAUACUGCCAUGUUGUCCACGACAUUUCUCUUCGCCCUCGAUAAUACUAUCGUGGCAGAUAUUCAACCAUCGAUUAUUGAUGACUUUGGCGAGAUUGAAUUACUUCCGUGGAUCGGAGUUGGAUUCGCUCUCGGUUCAAUGUUUAUUCUCCCCUGGGGAAAGAUAUAUGGCGUGUUCAAUAUCAAAUGGGUGUACUUGGGCAAUUUAAUUCUGUUCGAAAUUGGAAGCGCAAUCUGCGGUGCUGCACCCAAUAUGACAGCAUUGAUUGUCGCUCGUGUUAUUACUGGUAUUGGUGGCUCCGGCAUGUACGCCGGCACAAUGAUGUAUGUCUCUGUCACAACCUCCCUAAAGGAGAGAGCGAUGUAUAUGUCGGGAAAUGCUGUUAUGUGGGGUGUGGGUAGUGUUUUGGGCCCGGUAGUAUGUCGGCGGCGCUUUCGCUACGAGCAGCGCGACCUGGCGAUGGGCAAAUCCUUCAAGGGAAAGUGCAGAAUGAUCGACUGGAUCAUGACUGUAGUAUUCCUAGCUGGGUGUGCUUGCUUCACGAUGGCAAUAAAUUUCGGUGGUGUCAUUUACGCGUGGAAUUCUAACCCUGAAAUUGCUCUGUGGGCCGUGACCGCUAUCCUUUUGGUCGCCACGAUCUUUUUGAUGCAUUUCCACCCAGGAGUGACUAAAGAGAACAGGCUUUAUCCAGCUCAUUUCCUAAAACGUCUGAUCCUGGUAAACAUGCAACUUCAAAUAUUUUUAUCGUCCGGAAUCAUCCUGGGAGAUGGCCCUCUCGACGCUGGAAUUCGCUUGCUUCCAUUCAUUGUCUCUAUGGUGGUGCUGUCGCUAUUGAAUGGAGCCCUAAUGCCAAGGUUGUCCUAUAUAGGUCCAUGGCACAUUCUGGGUAGUGCUCUAGCCAUUAUUGGCUCUGCUCUGAUGUACACGGUAAACGAAAAUUCAUCCAACGCAAGUAUAUAUGGGUACACUGUUCUGGUUGGAGCUGGUGGGGGCUGCUAUAUUGUUGCCGGCUUCGCUAUUGUGCAAUCGCUCGUUCCUCCCCAUGACAUUGCGAAUGCAAUUGGAGCCCUGACAAUUUUCCAAGACCUCGGAAUGGUGAUGUUUCUCGCAGUUUCAGGUGCUCUGUUCCAAAAUUUUGCUCUCCAGAAUGUUGGAAGUGUUCUUCCUGACCUUUCACCCGACAAAAUCAAAGAUUUAGUAGCUGGAACAAGCAGUUCUACCUUCAAAGGUUUGAGCGAGGAGGCAAAGAGCCUAGUGAUUCCGCAAAUUGCUGUAGCCAUGCGUUCUGUCUGGUUACUCUUCCUUGUGGGAGCAGCACUGAGUUUUUUGCUUUCACUAAGCCUUGGAAAGCAUAAGCUCACCAUCACCGGAACAGGACCACAUUUCUGAUCAAGAGACAUUGACAAGCUUCCACACCUGUCAAAUGCUGGAAGACCAUUUUCCCUCUCCUUGGGAGUUCUUUCAGAGUCCUUCAUCUAUUAAUAAACGCACCGCUUGGAAAAUUAUAAAAUUAGAUUAUUUUGUUGAUGCAUUCCAUUCCCUUGCACUGCUAGAAAAUAAAAUAAAUUUUUUUUUUUUUUCCCUCGAGCCUUUUGUCUACAGAAUCCUCUGCCUCUAUUCGAGUGCGUGAAGCGGAUGAAGCUGGGUCUGGAGAAGGGCGACCUUUGAUUUGCUUGGCGCCACGUGACCGAGUAACACCAGGAACGAGCUUUAACUGACCAGAGCCAAAAUUCGCGUGACAUAAGCAUUUACAACGAAUCAGAAACAGGAGCUUAAAGCAUCUAGCUGGUGAUGAUGGUAGAUUAAAGGGAGCAAAGCAAAUAAGACAAACAGGCAAACAAGGGAAAACGGUGCUCCAAAAAGCCUGACAAAAGCCUGCCUCGCAAAGCAUAUGUCAGAGGAAACGUAGCUGCUUUGAGACUCCAUGUCUCUGCUCUGUCUUACAUUUUA